Messenger RNA from Raphanus sativus (radish), 817 nucleotides. RefSeq names its product co-chaperone protein p23-1. Lineage: Eukaryota; Viridiplantae; Streptophyta; Magnoliopsida; Brassicales; Brassicaceae. Gene Ontology annotation, molecular function: Hsp90 protein binding; protein-folding chaperone binding. Gene Ontology annotation, biological process: protein folding; chaperone-mediated protein complex assembly. Bases 145 to 711 code for a protein of 188 amino acids. The record is from RefSeq and is a predicted model, not a curated record. Gene Ontology annotation, cellular component: cytosol; nucleus. The transcript is spliced from 6 exons.
GAUUUAUCUCCAAGGGGAUAGAACACAAGGGAAGCAUCUAGAGACAGAACCUUGGUCCGUGUAUAUACGUAGCCACUUGUCUUUCCUUUUCCUCGAAUCCUCUGUUUCUGAUUUCUGGAAUUAAUUCUCGUUGAACGUUGGAAAAUGAGUUGCAGUCGACAUCCUACGGUGAAGUGGGCGCAAAGGUCGGAUAAGGUUUACAUAACAGUGGAGUUGCCAGACGCUGAAGAUGUAAAGCUUAAGCUUGAGCCUCAAGGCAAGUUCUUUUUCUCUGCUACAGGUGGAGCCAGCAAGACAAAGUACGAGGUGGACCUCGAUCUGUUCGACAGUGUCGAUGUGAAUGAGAGCAAAGCGAGUGUGAGCUCGAGGAGUGUGUGUUACCUGGUGAAGAAAGCAGAGAGCAAGUGGUGGAACAGGUUGAUUAAACAGGAAGGGAAACCUCCUGUGUACUUGAAAGUUGAUUGGGAUAAAUGGGUUGAUGAAGACGAAGAUGACAAAGAUAUGGACUUUGGAGAUUUUGAUUUCAGUGGUCUGAACAUGGGAGAUAGUGACGAGAUUGGAGACGAAGUGAGGAGGUGUUUUCCUGCUGUUGUUGCAGAGGAGGAUAGUGAGCUAGAGGGUGAAACUGUGGCAGAGACAAAAGAAACGAAGGACAUUGUGGAAGAAGGCAACGGAGAGAAAGAUGAAGAAGUAGAUGUGAAGAAGGAUUGAGCUUCAUGUUAUUCUAAGAUUUCUCUACUACUGUUUUUACUUGAAAUGGGUUUUGUAGUGGUAUGAAGGACAUAGUUUCAACUUUCAAUGAACCUUCUCUUCUUUU